AUGAAUGACCCUAAACCCUUAAGACGCUCAGGGGGGCCCCUCAACAGGGGCCCCCUAGCAGCAACACCAGACACUGCAGCAACAGCAGCAACAAAUACUUUUGGCUCCCCUGCGGAUGUCGACGACAGCCUCCACGCAGCAACAGCAGCAGCAACGGCAGCAACAGCAGCAGCAGAGAGAGCUCUCCUCUCCCCGACAGCAGCAGCAGCAGCAGCAAACCAAUUUGCCACCCCUGAAGGCGCCGCAGCUCCCCUGCUGCUGCGGCGGGAAGGCCCACUGGUAAAGCGUAUGGAUCCCACCAGCAGCAGCAGCAGCAGCAGCAGCAGCAGCAGGUUGUUUGGCGGAGACGGCGGCGCUGAUGCUGCAGCAGCAGCACGCCAAGGCAGCCACUGGCGCCUCUGUGUGGACCCUUUGCCCACGGGGCUGCAGCACUCUGCAGAAAGCCUACAGCAGCAGCAGCAGCAGCAGCAGCAGCGGCAGGAGGAGGCCCCUUGGAGGGCUUCGGGGGCCCAGUGGGAGGCCCCCUGA
This is a messenger RNA of Eimeria tenella, 528 nucleotides long. RefSeq lists its product as uncharacterized. The transcript is spliced from 2 exons. The record is from RefSeq and is a predicted model, not a curated record. Bases 1 to 528 code for a protein of 175 amino acids. Lineage: Eukaryota; Apicomplexa; Conoidasida; Eucoccidiorida; Eimeriidae.